UUUAAUUAUAGUGCGUUACUUCACAAGGUUCCGUCAACCGCGGUUGGAUUGUUAGCCGUCGUCUGUAGGCAGUUCCAAGUGGAGGUUGUAUCUGUCGUAAAGGUUUCGAAAGUUAAUAUAGGCUGUUUAGCUACCCGUGUUUACGAUUGAGGGCUGAUUUUGUCAUUUGAUGGUGCGAAUAACAUCGUUGAAGCUUCUUCAUGUUCAAUCACUUCUUUGCAUAUUUUAUAUUUCAUCCUUUAUUUUCGGGUUGUUCGUCCCUUUGGUGGUAGAUUUACUGUCUCUUCCUUUUUCGAGUAUACAUGACAUUUACAGGCUUUUCACUUUCCACUUAGUGACAGAUGAGAUUUGUGUUUUCAUUUUUACAAUUCUGGCCAUUUUUAUUUAUGCAAAGCUUGUAUUUCAUGUAUGGAGCAGAACUGAAAUACUUUUCUUCUAUUGGUUCGUAAAUACAAGUGCCGGAAUACUUGCGAUUUUCCCAGAGAUUUUCUUUGGUAAUAACAUUUUUGUCAAACGUAUCAAUGGGAAUUCUGCAUUUUUGUCUUCUGUACUCGUAGUUCUUAUCCAACUAAGUAUGAAUCAAUCACUUGUAAAGAUCAGGGGUUUUGACUUUAAAUCUCAAUAUGGUCUCCCCGCUGUGUCGAUUACAUUUUUGUGUUUGUGGACAGUAGGGUUUAUCAGGCUCUCUUCUGGUAUUUUGUUUUGUUAUGGGAUCCUGUGUAGUUGGUGCUACCUUCGCUUUCUGCAACGUCAUCCUCAAGGAAGGAGAGGCGAUUAUCGUCCAGUAUUCGCGUUCGCUAGUUGGUUGUCCUCCGGUGAAAUUAGUGUCACUAUACCCGCAUACAUUUCUGCCAAGUUAACGUACCGAUCAUUAUGCGGUUUGCUAAGCUUGUUAGUGUUAAUCUUUCUAUGUAUGUGUGGGUUGAAACUUUGUUUUCAUCUGCCGAAUCUGACAUUCAGAAUGAUUAGUCAUUUUCUAAUUUAAUGUGUUUACCUGCUCAAAAAUUGAUUUUCACUUGCCCCCAUAGUUUUAUUUUGGCAAUAUCUUUUAUUUCAAUCAUUCACUAUCCGAGUACAUUUCAGAAGUCAUCAUAAGGUAUUCAUUAUUUUUAUUCAUAUAAAGAACGACUUCUGGUACUUUAGGACACUUGUAAGAAAUACACCAUAAAUGAUAUUGUAAAAAGUAAAUGAAAGAAGGGUAGUACAAUCAAUAAUAAUAGUAUUCACUCAGUCAUAAAUUUUAGUUAGAAUUCAACCAAGAAGAACUUCCAAUUCAUAAUAGUGAUAUCAAUUUUAUGAAAGUAAUAAAAAACAAUGACAGGGUCACCAUCGGUUUCUAUCUUAAAAUAUGUUUAAUAACAUCUCAAUUUAUCAAGCUAUUUUAAUGUUAGUUGCUGAAAUUCUGGAGGUACAAUUUUAUGUUAAUCUCUUUCAUAAACUCAACACCAAUCCGUUGUGAAAUUAUUUGUACAAAUCUAGACGGAAGUUUCCACACAACAAAUUCUCACUUUUUUCAGUUUAUUAGCAAACUGAACUAUCUUGUUCAUAUAAUGUGGAAAUGCUAAGACGUGUAAUUCUGUUACUGUAUUUAUUCUUCCAGUGAAUAUUUCGGCUUGGUCGGUAUAUUUACGAUGUUUGUUUUAAAAUGAGCAUAGUUUUGGCUGUUUACUUUCUCAUUGAGAAUUUAUGACUUUAAAAAGGUGACUGCUAAACUUCAUAUCUAUAUAUUGCUUAUCAUUUCAACAUUAAUACAAUGGACAAUUUUGUUUAUUUCUUAGACUCUUCCCCGAACCAAUAGACAAAGUAGUCUCGAUUCCUUCCAACGUUUUUUAUCAACUUCUACUUCGAACCAAGUUUUGUCCUGGACUAAAAAGAGAAAGUGAAGUUACUGUAGAACCUUUACUGACCCUCGGCCCACAUGGAAUGAUAUCUUCUGAUCCAGAACGGCAUCGGCGCAUUGCUCUGAAGGCUCUAAAUGAACGCUUCGCGAAAGCUGGUGUUUCUUCAAGGACACCAAAUGAAGUCAUCGAAUGGCCAAGCCUGAUCGAUCCUGAUGACACACAAAAGGCGGAUAACAACAAGUCAGAUGAAUCUAGUGUGAUCAUCGAGUUGCCAGCUAUUACGAAUCCUUCAAGUACUGAUACUUUAAACACAUUAAACUCAUCUAAUGUGUGAAUCUUGAGCUAAGGAGAUAGUUUUUAUACAAUUUAUGUGUGAGAUCCUAGGUUUUGUACCGUAGUUUUGACUUAUUUUGUUCACUUUAUUCAUCCAAUAACUUCUUUACACUUGGUUUUUUAUAUUGUAAGUUCUGUUUGCUUAAACAUAAAGUCAUGUAUUUUGUUACUA
Messenger RNA from Schistosoma intercalatum, 2346 nucleotides. NCBI's taxonomy places the organism in Eukaryota, Metazoa, Platyhelminthes, Trematoda, Strigeidida, Schistosomatidae. The record is from the annotation of a GenBank genome assembly.